Messenger RNA from Temnothorax curvispinosus, 3408 nucleotides. RefSeq names its product probable peroxisomal acyl-coenzyme A oxidase 1 (gene ACOX1). The record is from RefSeq and is a predicted model, not a curated record. The coding region runs from base 1 to 2001 and encodes 666 amino acids. The transcript is spliced from 11 exons. Gene Ontology annotation, molecular function: acyl-CoA oxidase activity; fatty acid binding; FAD binding. Gene Ontology annotation, biological process: lipid homeostasis; fatty acid beta-oxidation using acyl-CoA oxidase. NCBI's taxonomy places the organism in Eukaryota, Metazoa, Arthropoda, Insecta, Hymenoptera, Formicidae. Gene Ontology annotation, cellular component: peroxisome.
AUGGUGACGAUCAACGCGGAUCUGCGGCGCGAGCGCGAGAGAUGCAGCUUCGAUCCCAUGGAGCUGACGGGUUUCUGGGACGGCGGCGCGGAGAAGACGUCGCAUCGGCGCGAGCUAGAAAACUUCUUUCUAAGCGAUCCGCUUCUACAUGAUAAAAUUCCUGCAAAAUACAAGAGUCACAAGGAAAUUUAUGAGGAUGCGAUAAUGAAAGGAUGCCGAGUAUUACAGAAAGUGCAACAAUUACACGACUCAGGGAAAGGUGGCAUGGACGUUUUCUCACAAAUUUUAGGAGGCAUGUUAGGCUCGGCGAUAUUGAAGGACGGUAAUCCGCUGACACUGCACUACGUGAUGUUCAUACCGGCUAUUAUGGGACAGGGCACUGUCGAACAGCAAGGAUACUGGAUAUCCAGGGCUUGGAGCUGUAAUCUCAUCGGUACUUAUGCCCAAACGGAGCUUGGUCAUGGCACGUUUAUUAGAGGUUUAGAAACUACAGCGACUUACGAUCCUGAGACCGGAGAAUUUGUAUUAAAUAGCCCGACUUUGACAUCGUACAAGUGGUGGCCUGGUGGUUUGGGUCAAACGGCAAAUUAUGCGAUUGUCGUCGCACAAUUAUAUACGAAAGGAGAGUGCAGAGGUAUCCAUGCUUUUAUUGUGCAACUUAGGGACGAGAAUACUCAUGAACCUUUACCAGGUAUAAAGAUUGGUGAAAUUGGUACCAAGUUAGGAAUGAAUGCAACUAAUAAUGGCUUUCUCGGUUUUGAGAACGUUAGAAUACCGCGCGAGCACAUGCUGAUGAAAAAUUCUCAGGUAUUAGAGGAUGGAACUUACGUGAAAGCGCCUAGUGAUAAACUGACCUAUGGUACAAUGAUGUUCGUUCGAGUGGUAUUAGUACGCGAUAUUUCUAACUACCUGUCGAAGGCGGUGACAAUAGCUAUUAGAUACAGCGCAGUAAGACGUCAGAGUCAGAUAAAGCCCGACGAGCCCGAAUCGCAAAUUAUGAAUUAUGUUACGCAACAAUACAAAUUGUUUCCCAAUCUUGCUGCAUGUUUCGCAUUUCGAAUGUGCGCCGAAUGGAUUUGGGAGAUGUAUAAUAAUGUGACAGCUGAAUUAGAUCAGGGAGAGCUAGAGAGACUACCUGAGCUGCACGCGCUGGCAUGUUGUCUAAAGGCAGUUGCAUCAUCAGACGGAGCUACUGGCAUUGAGCAAUUACGAUUGGCGUGUGGUGGACACGGUUAUAUGGAUGCGAGCAACUUACCGGCAAUUUAUGGUUUAGUGACUGCUACUUGCACUUACGAAGGCGAAAACACAGUUCUGCUAUUGCAAACGGCAAGAUAUCUGGUGAAAGCUUGGAGACAAGCUGUUGGCGGUGAACCGCUACCUCCGACUGUCGAAUAUUUAGUUGUUCUUUCACGUGGAGUAAAACAGCGUCCUUGGAAAAAUACUUUAACGUGUAUUGUGCAAGCGCAUCAAGCAGUUGCCGCAGGUAAAAUUCGUCUGGCGACGGAAAACAUGGACCGUAGAAUACGUAGUGGUGCGUCACCAGAAGAAGCGUGGAAUCAAACUAGCAUUGAAUUAGCGCAUUGCGCAGAAUCGCAUUGUCGAGCUUUCCUAGUGAUGCGAUUCGCUGAGAAUGUCAGAGGAUUGACAUCCGCGUCCAAGCAGCUUCGCGAAGUUUUAAUGCAGCUUUGUGAAUUGUACUCGAUAUAUUGGGUACUGCAACGCCUCGGAGAUUUUCUUCGCUUUUCCUGUCUAAAUAACGAAGAUGUUCCGGCGCUCCAAACGCGCUUCGAAGAGAUGCUCGCUGCAAUCCGCCCAAAUGCUGUCGGUAUCGUCGAUGGAUUCGACAUUCGCGACGAGAUCCUCUCAUCCGCGCUUGGCGCAUAUGACGGCAAUGUGUAUCAGCGUCUCUUUGAUGAAGCGAUGAAAAGUCCUUUAAAUCAGGAGAGUGUCAAUCAAUCCUUCCAUAAAUACCUCAAGCCUUUCCUUAAAAGUAAUUUAUAGUCAUAUUAUGGUUAUCAUAAAAUAGUCAACAAGUUCUAAUAUAGAUAUAUAUAUAAGAGACCAUUUUAACAUUUCAAUAAAUUUGCAUGGCAAAUCUGUCAACACUGUUAAAAGUUAUCUUGUAAAAUUUCCGGGACAUGUUAAUAAUCAUAAUAAUUGCAAAUGCUGCAGUAAAUUUGUGGUAACUUUAAAGCAUCUCUUUUCUCAUAGCAGUUAUAUUGAAUUAUAAUGUCAAGGUAUCAUGAUUUAAAAAAAUCAUUUUUAAGAAUAUUUUUCUUACAAUAUAAAUCAAAAUAAAUUAAUUUUUUUGUGUGCUACACACUUAAUAAUAAGAGAUUGAUGAAAUAUACAAAAUCUUUUUUGGUUCGUGGAUUGAUAAAUAGUUGUAAAUUAAAUCAAUUUUCACAAGACCUAUUUUUGUUUGAAAUGUAUGUAUAUUUAGAUAAAAUUAUAUCUAAAUGCAGAUUUAGAUGUAAAAAAAAUCGCUUCUAGCAUAUUUUAGCAAUUCAUAUUAUUAAACGAGAGUGACAGUACAUAAAAAACUUAUUUUUUUAUGCAUAUUGCAAAGAAAGUUUACAUAUCAAUUCUAUAUAACUAUAGUGAAAAAACAGAAACUUUAAGUAUUACAAAAACGUUUUGUUCACUUUUUUAUAAUAAUAAUAUAAAUAAUUCGCACAAUAUAUUAUAUAUUGGUAUUAUAUGGAAACGCACACAUAUACAGGAUGUUUCUUGCAUGUCAUAAUUCUAUCAAUGCUUCAGGGAUGAAUUUAGAAAAAAAAUAAAGAAUAUAUGAAUAUAAAUUGUUUAGGCUUCAUUUUUCGAGUACACGCACAUACUUUAAAAAUUCCCUUUGAUUUAUUGUAAUUGAGAAAAUAAAGCUUAAACGACUUAUUUUCAUUGAAACUUUUAAAUUCACUGCCUGAAGCAUUGAUACACAAUUAAGAAUCAUCCUGUAUUCAUUAGUAUUCCAUAAAACGUUUGUCUCUUAAAAGACAUUUUUACAAGACGUAAUUUAUCAGAAGUACGAAAUUGAUGGAAAUGUAUUUGUCUAUUAUACAUUUAUCGGCAUCUGUAUUAAUACAUUGUUUUAUGCAUUAUGUAUAAAGUAUUUUCUACGUUCAUAAAUCAAUCCUUAAAAAAAAAAGAUUGAUAUUUUUGAUAGAGAGUGAUAUUUUAUGAAAUAUAAAUAUUGUAUAUGUGAAAUGGGAGGACACAUGCGAAGUAUUGUUUUGCAAAUGAUAAUAUUAAUAAAAGAAAAUGUAAUUUUUACGGUUAGAUGUCCUAGUAUGUAUUUACAGAUUUACCUUUGAGAAUGUUAUAUCGCGGUAAUUUCAUGUAACUCGAAGGUACGAAUACAUAUUAUAUUUUGAUAUACAUAAAUAAAGUGCAAAUAAUCUUUCUUCGUUA